AGUGCCCCGGGAGCACAGAGGGCUGUCCGGCUCAGGGACACUCGCCGUGGGCAGGGCCACCCCUCGCCGCGUCCCCACCCUAGGAAGGCCGCGCCAGGAGGCACCAUGCCCCAGAACGUGGUCCUCCCUGGCCCAGCGCCUUGGGGCUUCAGACUCUCGGGGGGCAUAGACUUCAACCAGCCUUUGGUCAUCACCAGGAUCACCCCAGGGAGCAAGGCAGCCGCUGCCAACCUGUGCCCUGGAGAUGUCAUCCUGGCUAUUGAUGGCUUUGGGACAGAGUCCAUGACUCAUGCUGAUGCACAGGACAGGAUUAAAGCAGCAGCACACCAGCUGUGUCUCAAAAUUGACAGGGCGGAAACUCGCUUAUGGUCUCCGCAGGUUUCUGAAGACGGGAAGCCUCAUCCUUUCAAAAUCAACUUAGAAUCAGAACCACAGGAUGUGAACUACUUUGAACACAAGCACAAUAUUCGGCCCAAACCUUUCAUAAUCCCAGGCCGGAGCAGUGGGUGCAGUACUCCGUCCGGUGUCGACGGUAGCAGCGGACGUAGCACCCCUUCCUCCGUCAGCACUGUUAGUACUAUUUGCCCAGGUGACUUGAAAGUUGCUGCUAAGAUGGCCCCUAACAUUCCUUUGGAAAUGGAACUUCCCGGUGUGAAGAUUGUACAUGCUCAGUUUAAUACACCUAUGCAGUUGUACUCAGAUGACAAUAUUAUGGAAACACUUCAGGGUCAGGUUUCAACAGCUCUAGGGGAAGCACCCUCCAUGAGUGAGCCCACAGCCUCCGUGCACCCCCAGUCGGAUGUGUACCGGAUGCUCCACGACCAACGGGAGGAGCCCACUGGGCCCCGCCAGUCGGGCUCCUUCAGGGUGCUCCAGGAGUUGGUUAAUGAUGAUGAGCGUCCCGCUGGGACUCGGAGUGUGAGAGCUCCAGUUACAAAAGCCCCGGGCAGUGCUGGCGGCACCCAGAAGAUGCCAAUCUGCGACAAAUGCGGGAGUGGCAUUGUCGGAGCGGUGGUGAAGGCCCGGGACAAGUACCGGCAUCCGGAGUGCCUUGUGUGUGCCGACUGCAACCUCAACCUCAAGCAGAAGGGCUACUUCUUCGUGGGCGGCGAGCUGUACUGCGAAACUCACGCCCGAGCCCGCACGAGGCCCCCGGAGGGCUACGACACGGUCACUCUUUAUCCCAAAGCUUAAGUCUACGCAGACCGAGCGCCCACGCAAGCACGCACGCACACUUACACGGGGAGACGUUCAUGACUUUGGGCAGAAGUAGAGCAAACUGUAGAGUCCAAAUCUAAAACCAAGGCUUGUUUAUCUCGUUGCUAGGAGAGGGGAUGGGAGGCAAACGCCCGCCCUCGGCUGUGUUUUGCAACUUUCUCUCUUUGGGGCUAGAAAUAACUUGAUGACAUUUAAACUAAUCUUUUUUUUUUUUUUUUGUAUGUCAUACUCCACAGUUUAAAUUUAUAUUAUAACCAUCAAACAUGUAAACGUCAAGCUAUUUGGGGGAGUCUAGCUGUCUUUCCUUAACAAAGUGGUUUGGCAAUUGUAGUAAGUACCAAAUGAUAACCGUGUAUUCUAGCACAGCCUGUUAUAUGCUUUAACCAUUAAAGUGCAUGUCCGGGAGAAAGUCCCUGGAUUUCUCUAGUUUUAUAUGCAACAAUCAUACCACUGGUUGCAACAUACAUAAGAAACACGUAAAACAUUUUAAAAUACCUAAUGAAGUGGCGCUCGAUGAAUUUAGCGAAAAUCAACAUUCCAGUGAGCGGGCCCAAUCAUAUGUACACUAACGAUGCAGGUAUUUUAAGAACACGUGGCUUCGUUUGUUUUUAUUACUCAUUUACUCUUUCUUGGGAGCCCACCAUUUCUGCCGACAGAAGGGACAUUUAAGUUUGCUAGUUACAGGUAAUGCAGU
Molecule: messenger RNA, 1912 nt
Organism: Molossus molossus (Pallas's mastiff bat)
Lineage: Eukaryota; Metazoa; Chordata; Mammalia; Chiroptera; Molossidae
Gene: PDLIM3
Product: PDZ and LIM domain 3
Exons: 8
Coding region: 106-1194 (362 amino acids)
Biological process (GO): muscle structure development; heart development; actin cytoskeleton organization
Cellular component (GO): Z disc; filamentous actin; stress fiber
Molecular function (GO): actin binding; muscle alpha-actinin binding
Source: RefSeq, a predicted model, not a curated record